Messenger RNA from Paramecium pentaurelia, 386 nucleotides. Lineage: Eukaryota; Ciliophora; Oligohymenophorea; Peniculida; Parameciidae. The record is from the annotation of a GenBank genome assembly.
UAAUGAAUCUCGAUAGCGCAGCUGACUUUUGUCCCUAAUGUCAUUUUAUGUUAGAACUGCCAGAAGUUAUGGAUGUAAUUGAAUGCAAUCGUUGUGGAUAUAAAGUAUCUAAUCAACUAUAUCAAAUUAGUGUUCUAUCACUGAUUAUCAACCUAAAUUCAUUAUCUCAACUAUCAAAAUGGAACCUAAAUCUUGGCUAUCUAAUCAACCAUAAGAGUCUAAACUGUCUGAUCAAUCACAUAGAGCUGUUAUUUAACAAGCCUGUCCUAAAUGUAGUCAUGAAGAAGCAUAUUUUUCAACUGCUUAAUUGAGAUCAGCAGAUGAAGGAUCGACUGUAUUCUAUGAAUGUGUAAAGUGUCAGUUCCGCUACCAAUUAAAUAAUUGAA